Aphidius gifuensis is the source of this 3111-nucleotide messenger RNA. RefSeq names its product peroxidasin-like. Gene Ontology annotation, biological process: synapse organization. Gene Ontology annotation, cellular component: neuron projection membrane. The transcript is spliced from 8 exons. NCBI's taxonomy places the organism in Eukaryota, Metazoa, Arthropoda, Insecta, Hymenoptera, Braconidae. The record is from RefSeq and is a predicted model, not a curated record. Bases 1804 to 2733 code for a protein of 309 amino acids.
ACAAGCAACUGGUUCACAAAAUAUUCUCACAUAAACAUCACGUUGUGCUUCAUGUUAUUUUGAAAAUAAUUAAAUACAUUAAUUUUUUUUUAUUAAAAAAACAGUCAGCUAUUGUUGAUAUGUUACAUGAAUAUUCAUCAAAGUGAUUGUGUCUCUCUGAGUAAUUUAAUUACUCUUUUUUUUUAAAUCAUUUUUUUUGUUUUUAAAUUUAGUGAAUUGUAAAAAAUUAAUUCAAGCGAUAAAGCUCGAAAAUUUUGCUUUUAUUAAUGCUGUUUUGUUUUUAUAGUGAUAAUUUAUAUUUUAAAAAAUAAAAAAAGCUCGAAAGAUUGUGAGUGAGUGUAAUGGUGAGAAACGUUAUCGGACAACGUGAUAUGUGAGUGUGUGCUUGUGCUAUCAUCAGGAGGUAGCAAACUGAAAAAAAAAAUAAUAAUAUAUAAUAAAUAAAAAAGAGACGAGUUUUACUAUCACAAACGGAACUUUUCAACAAGUUUUUUUUUUUGUUUUUAUCUACUUUUUCAUCUCAAUUGUCAAGGCAGGUUUUUUUCCAUAUAGGAUUAUUAUGGUUUAAUAGCAGUGGGUUCAUAUAUAUAUAUACAAAAAAUAAUAAUAAUAAAUUUUUUUAAAUACUAUUAUAAAAUUUUAUGUUUUUGUUACAAUUAUACCGUAAAAUUUAUUGUUUUUUAUUGCACUUUUAAAUUCAUGCAUAAUUUAUAUCGCAAAAAAUUUUGUUUUACAUUUAUAGAUAAUUUUUUUUUAUUUAUUUUUAAAAUAGAAAUAAUACUUUUUUUUUUUUUUGGCAGUAAAGAUUAAUGUCACAACAAGUUUUAUCGUUAUAAAUUUAUGUACCGUCACGAGAGCUUUUCAUUGCGUUUCAACAGUUCUUAACAGAAGCCCACAGUGUUUACUAUUAUGCCUAUAUAACUAUACAAUAUUUUGUAUAUUUUUUGCUAAACACAACAUUGUCCUCGUUUUGUCUCGUUUUUUUUCCAUUUGAAAUAGUUAAAUUUGAUUAAAUUUUUAUGCUCGGUAAUAGAUGAUAAAAAGUAGAAAUAAAUUUUAAAUCUUUCUAAGGAAAAUGUCUACUUAGUAAAACUAUAUAUAAAAAAUUCAAUGGACACAUGUAAAAAAUUUAAUACACCAUUUAUAAUACUAUUGUGUUAAAUGGAAUCUAGUAAAUUUUUUAUUGUCUCUGAUUCGGCUGCAUACUAAAUUAAAUACAUGAUUGAAAGAAAAUAUUAUUCAUUGAAAAUAUUCAAUUUUUAUUCAUAAAAAAAAAAAUUUAUAAAAAGUAAUUGGAAAGUAAAAAAAAAUCCAGAUGAUAAAAAUAUAAUAUAAAAAAAACAUAAAAGUACUUUUACAUUGACCCUUUGAUAUAUAACACUCGAGCAGAAAAUUGAUUUCCGACUUUUAAUUUGAUCAAAAAUGAUAAAUUUAUAGAGAACACCUUUUAAUUUUAUCUGUCAUUAUCCUUUUUUUUUCUAUCAACCUAAUAUGAUAAAAAUUUAUAGUUUGUUUAUUGUCAUUAUAAUGACAUUAUAUCGCAUUAAAAUUUUACUAUAAAAAAAUUAUCAUUGUUAUUUACUUUACUGUAGUAAAUUAUUAAUAAUAAAAAUAAUUGAUAAUGACUUUUUAGAGUUAAAGUGAGAGUGAUUAUAAAAAUAAAAAUUAAUGACAAUUAUUAUAAACUAAUUUGAGAUUAAAUAUUAUCAAAUAAUAUAGCCAUCAGCAACGUUCAUAUAUUGACAAAAUCAACAAGCAAAAAACUGCCAUAAAAAAAAAUCCGUCAUGAGUUGAGUCGUGGCUAUGAUGUUGAAAAUUACAUCGGCCAUAUUGGCCGUAUUAUUAUUUCAUUUCCAUCGUAUUACAUUAGCUGCAGUUGCAACUGGAUCAAAACCAUUUCCUGGCUUGGAAAAUUUACCAAAAUCAUUUUGGAAUGAACUUAGUUCACCUUUUACUGAGGUUUAUGAAGAAGAAAAUCCUGUGACGGAAAAUGGCUCAACUCCAGAGCCACGGCCGUUCUUUGAAGAUCGUGAUAUCAAUGUCACAGUUCAGCUCGGAGCACAAAUUCAUCUUCACUGUCGAGUCGAGAACAUGCAAAAACGCACGGUAUCAUGGGUGCGAAGACGUGGUGAAGAAAUGCAUUUGCUUACAUUUGGUGUUCAUACUUAUUCAAGUGAUUCACGUUUUUCUCUGGAUUAUCAAAUGCCAAAUGAUUGGCGACUUUUAUUGCGUUCAGCUACUGAAAGAGAUGCUGGUGUUUAUGAAUGUCAAGUUAGUGUUCAUCCACCAUUAACAAGAACAGUCUAUCUCAGUGUAUCUGUACCUCGUGUAGAAAUUGUUGAUGAGCAUGGUGCAACUGCUGGUGAUAAAUUUUACAAAGCUGGAAGUACAAUUGAACUAAAAUGCGUUGUAAGCAAAGUGCCUCAUCCCUCUGGUUAUGUUACUUGGCGUCAUGGAUCCAGAAUGCUUAAUUAUGACACAAUUCGAGGAGGUAUCAGCGUCAAGACAGACAUGGGCGCCGAGGGGGCGGUAUCAAGAUUAUAUAUUGCAAAUGCCAACAAAAAAGAUAGCGGAAACUACAGCUGCGCUUUGGCGGAUGUUGCAGCAACCACUGUUUCCGUCCACGUACUCAAUGGUGAAAAUCCAGCAGCAAUGCAGCAUGGAAAAUCUUCAAGUAGUAAAGGAGCUUUUAUUCUUGUUGUAUUAUUAAGUUUAUUAAAUCUCUCGAGGUGACCUCAAGGCGAUUUAUAGGCAUGAUUUUUAUUACUUUAUUAAUAACAGGCAAUUUUUUUUUCAUGCCUGGAUAUGCUCAAAAUCAUUAAAAAAAAUUUUGUCAUAUUAUUUAUAUGACAAUUGAUUAUAAUUGACACAGCAGAGGAAAAAAGAAAAAAAGCUUUUUAUCUAUUCUUUAAUUUAUUUUGAUAGAAUCAUUAUUUUUAUUUUUUUUAAUUUAAAUUUCGUAUGAAAGAGAUAUUAAUAUAAUAUCAAUAAAAAUAUAAUAUGUAUAUUAAUAAAAUAAAUAAUUAAGUGUAAAAGUUGAAAAAAAAAAAAAUAAGUAAAUUGAUACAAACAUCGAAUAUCUUUGUAAAUAAAUUUUGUUUAUAUACAAAA